AUGGCAAAUCAGGGAGUUGACCCGCUAUUUGAUAUUCGUGUGGCUUUUCUGACUGGAAAUUACCAGCAGUGUAUAAAUGAAGCACCAAAACUAAGUCUUGGAACCCCAGAACUGAAAAUUGAACGUGAUGUUCUUAUGUACAGAGCAUACAUUGCCCAGAAGAAAUAUGGUGUUGUUUUGGAUGAGAUCAAAGGUUCUAGCCCUCCAGAAUUGCAGGCAGUAAGAACGUAUGCAGACUUCUUAUCAAACGAGUCACGCAGAGAUGCUAUUGUGAGGGAACUGGAGUCCAAAAUGAGUGGUAAUGUGGAUCUCACCAACAGCACUUUCCUGCUUAUGGCUGGGUCCAUCUACUACCACCAGCAGAAUUAUGACUCGGCACUGAGAACACUGCACCAGUCUGACAAUAUUGAGUGCAUUGCUUUGAUGGUACAGACAUUAUUAAAACUAGACAGAGUGGAUCUUGCAAAGAAAGAACUGAAAAGGAUGCAAGAUUCUGAUGAAGACAAUAUUCUGACACAGCUGGCUCAAGCUUGGUUUAACUUGGUCAUAGGAGGAGAUAAAUACCAAGAUGCCUACUAUAUUUUCCAAGAGCUAGCUGACAAGCAUACAAGCACUCCUUUGUUGCUGAAUGGGCAAGCUGCGUGCUAUAUGGCUCAAGGAAAAUUUGAAGAUGCUGAAUCUGUGCUGCAAGAGGCAAUGGACAAGGACAGUAACAAUGCAGAGACAAUUAUUAACAUGAUUGUCCUUAGUCAGCACUUAGGAAAGGCACCAGAGGUGAGCAACAGGUAUCUUUCACAGCUCAAAGAUUCCCAUCGUAGUCAUCCAUUUGUCAAGGACUACCUGCAGAAGGAGUCUGAGUUUGAAAGGAUUGCCAAGAACUACUCUGCCUCAGUGCUAGCAUAA
Candidula unifasciata is the source of this 903-nucleotide messenger RNA. The record is from the annotation of a GenBank genome assembly. NCBI's taxonomy places the organism in Eukaryota, Metazoa, Mollusca, Gastropoda, Stylommatophora, Geomitridae.